This is a messenger RNA of Soboliphyme baturini, 417 nucleotides long. NCBI's taxonomy places the organism in Eukaryota, Metazoa, Nematoda, Enoplea, Dioctophymatida, Soboliphymatidae. The record is from the annotation of a GenBank genome assembly.
AUGACCGUAGAACUGAGCUUUUCGUUGCUGCCACCGUCAAUUCUUGCCAGCAGCUGCCUCUGUGCAUCCAUCCAUCGACUUCUGCGCGAGCCCGACGUGACGAUGGGCGUGGCGAAAACCCUCCAGCGGAUUACGAACGCUGACUCGGAUCUGAUCUUGUUUCACACGAAGCAAGUUGAGAGGUAUAUAUCGGUGGUGUUGCCUGACCAGUCCCGCACCACUGAUUCGUCGUCGUCUUUGCCGAAGGAGGACGGAGAAAGCCAGCCGAAGGAUUCGAACAGGGAACAGAACUGCUUCGCGACGAAAAACGGCCGUAACACCCCCUCUUCGUUGAUUUCCUGCUGCGAUGGCACCGCUCCCGUUGACCUCAGCGACUUCUCUGGCCUCGUCACCUCGCACAUGAACAUCUCGACGUAG